AUGGCCAGGCGUACACAAUCCCGAUACAUCUUCGAGACCGCGGAGAGCAUGCGAAUUUUCCGCCAUCAGCGAUUUGUAAAUGGUUCCCGGAGAGCGGAUUGUCCCACCUGCGAGAGUCGCACACCUGUGAGUGAGCCGUACAGUCAUCACUGGCAUAACGAUAUCGCAAAUAACCGAAGUCACCAUAUUAAAAUCGGUACGGAGGAGCGAAAGAUCCUGAAAACAAUCGAGGAUCAGGACAUCGAAGUGUUUAUGCUGUGCGAUGGAAGCAUCACAGCAAGGACGAAUGACUUUCUGCUGGACGCAGGCAUGGAUGCAGUGCCUCAAUUAUUACGAUUCCUUAUUUUUGGUACAGAAAAACUGGAGGUCAGUGUUGGAUUCUACGUGGACGUAAAGACGGAGCGAAUGUUCUUCGAGAGCAGUCCCUUGAAUAUUGAACAUCAUUUGGAUAUUGGCGAAGCGGUGGACAUGAUAUUCUCUAUGCUGCUGGAGAAGAUUAGCAACUAUGUGCUGCUCCAUCAAAGGGUUCCCUUGGAGGCAUGUGUGAUUAAAAGGAUGAAGGUGACUGCCAAGCGGCACUGCUAUCCACCGAAUGCCACUUGUGUCUCCAAGCUUCCCCUACAAUAUCGGGUGAAGAACGCAGCCGGUUGCCUUGAACGUGGCGUUAAAGAAUCAUCCACUGACUUGGCAUUGGUUGCUGAGAAUUACCUCAAGCAUGGGGACAAAGGACGACCUAUUCCUGUCCUUAAACAUAAUAUCUACUGCUUUCGAGUUUGCACCACCACCAAGGAAUUGUAUACGGUUCCCUAUCUCCUACGUGGAGAGGAUGUGGAAAACACCCCCUUUGUCCUGCAAACGGACGUGGUGGUGUUUCGAGGUCUUCUAGAGAUCAGGAAUAUAAGGAAGUUCCUGCGAACGGAUAUCCAGGAUCGGGUCUUCGAGUGUCGUCAGUGUCAGUCGCACUUCGUGGAUCGAGUACUUGCUCUCCACAAGCAGAUAGACUGUGGCCGCAAUUUUAUGGUGUGGAAUAUGGACAAGGACGCCAUCGAGCUACAUGAGAACUGUAUACCCUUGCCGAAGGAAUACUUCAAAUACGAAUGGAUUGGCCUGGCCAGCAAGCGAAAUAGUCAUAAUAUCCAGUAUUUUAUUUGA
Messenger RNA from Drosophila serrata, 1152 nucleotides. Its product is annotated as protein terminus. The record is from RefSeq and is a predicted model, not a curated record. NCBI's taxonomy places the organism in Eukaryota, Metazoa, Arthropoda, Insecta, Diptera, Drosophilidae.